AUGACACAACCGUACGCGGGGUUCGAUAAUCCCUCCUUCGGUAGCAAUACUGAUGGGGUUGUUAUGAAAAAUGCUACAUCAACGGGGCCAAGUGUUAAUAUUCCAGACAACAUCGAGAAAAAAGGCAUCACAAAAUGUUGUUCUGUGAGGGAAAUUGUGAUGCUCGUAAUAACAUUAGUAGCGUUCGUCGCAGCAAUUGUUUUAGCCAUCGUUGCGGCUGGAGUUCAGGUUCCAGGAUUAACACCCGUUCCUAGCAAUCAAACAGGGGGUGGUACCGGGGAGGGAGGUGGUAGCACUACAGAUGAUUAUUGCCUUACUCCCGGUUGUUUAGAAUCAGCUUCCUAUGGACUACUCAAUAUGGACAAGACAUCUAAUCCCUGCACCAACUUCUACAACUACGCAUGCGGACGAUGGACCGAUUUCAACAAGAUUUCACCCACACAAUCCGAAGAAACCGUCUACAGUGAAAUGUAUGACAGGAACAUGGAUAAAAUUAAACGAGUGCUUGCUGCAGACACCCAGAGAGAUGUACUAUGGGGCACUGAACGAAAACUGAAAGUCAUCUUAGAGUCUUGUCAGAACGAUUUCCAGAAAGAGGUCGUGAAGGCCCAGCCGCUUUUGGGGGUGAUGGACUUUAUUGGGGGUUGGGAUGUCUUCGGCACAUUGGACAUAAAGAACUGGGAUUGGGAGAAACACUUGAAGGAGGUUCAUAUUGAUUAUUGGACAGAUGUCAUGUUCAACUUUAGAGUCGGCACGGAUUGGUAUGACACUAACAAACGCGUUAUCGAGGUUGAUCUCGGCGGUCUUGGCAUGUCCUACUGGCAUUACACCAACCCAGACUCUGAAAGGAUAAGGACCGCUUACAUGACGUACAUGAGAACCGUGGCCGGUUACCUCGUCAGAGAUUCCAACACAACGCUGGACUUCGCCACCCAGGAGACCAGGGUCAACAGAUUCGUCAGAGAUGUCAUGGAAGUGGAGGGCAAAUUGGCCAAUAUCACUGCAAGGACACUGCCAACACAAAACCCACACGACGUUGAGGAGCGAGUCACCAUUAACCAAAUGAAAAGCAUGUAUCCAGGGAUUGAUUGGGUGGAAUUCUUUAUGUAUAUGUUCCGAGACUCCGGCGUUGACGGUAACACCCCUAUUGUCAUAUUGGAGAAGGACUAUAUUAACCAGAUGGCCAUGUAUAUUGCAGGAUUGGGCGAAAACAAAGCAAGGAUGAUGAACAACUACAUGACAUGGCGACUGGCCCAGAACUUUGCCCAGCACCUCUCCUGGGACUACGUUCACGCAAACCGGGAGUUCUAUGUCGCCCAGACCGGCAAUACGGAGUUCCUCGGCACCUGGCAGUUUUGCUUCGACAUCCUAGCUGAAAAGAUGGACCUCGCUCUUGGAUCUCUUUUCGUUCAGGACCACUUUGCUGAUGCUUCGAAAUCGGACCUACACGACAUAGUGACCUUAUUAAAAGAUGCCUUGUACUUUCGCCUGGACAACCUCAUCUGGAUGGACCAGCAGACUCUUUGGAGAGCCAGAACAAAGCUCCAAGCUUUAGAUGACAAACUGGGAUACGAUGAACUUUUACUGGACCAUGACAGACUUGAUACAUUCUAUGAUGCUUUAAUGGUAAACCCAAGAAGCCAUUUUGGAAAUAUCCUAAAUCUGGGCAAAUUUGAAAAAGUGAAAUGGAACAACCUUCUCUCUGACGGAGAAGACAAGGCAGUUUGGAGAAUAAAGGUGUUUGCUACUGAGGCAAGAUAUGCGCAGUCCUGGAACGAGGUCUUGGUACCCGCUGGUAUUCUUCAGUUCCCCAUCUUCAACAAAAAUAUCCCCAAGUAUCAUAACUAUGGUGCCAUGGGAGGAAACCUUGCUGCUCAAGUGUUACUGGCUGUUGAUGAACUUGGUGGUUGGUACCUGCAGAAUGGUACAGUCUAUGACUGGUGGACUAGUUGGACUGAGACAGAGUACCUCAAGAAGAAGCAAUGUGUUGUGGAUUACUACAACAAACAAACUGCUGGGCCUUAUAAACUAACCAACUCAGACACCCAGGGAGUCACAAUCCCAAUAGAUGGCAGUAAAUAUGCCAGGAAUGCCAUUGCAGAGACUGGUGGAGUAAGGAUAGCAUUGCAGGCAUACAAAAAGUACAUGACUAUGAAUAAAGAGAAGAUGGCGCCAGGUCUGGGGCUCACAAACGAACAAGUCUUCUUUGUUUCCUGGGCUCAGUCCAAGUGUUACAACAGACGUGAUACAUAUUCAUACAACCUAGUUAGUGGCCAGAACUUCGUACCAGAAGACAUCGUUGUUAAUGGAGUUGUGAGUAACCUAAAGGAGUUUGCUGAUACAUUCAAAUGUGCUGCUGGGACGCCAAUGAACCCCCCAGACAAGUGUGUCGUAUUCUAG
Molecule: messenger RNA, 2400 nt
Organism: Owenia fusiformis
Lineage: Eukaryota; Metazoa; Annelida; Polychaeta; Sabellida; Oweniidae
Source: the annotation of a GenBank genome assembly